Aethalodelphis obliquidens (Pacific white-sided dolphin) is the source of this 983-nucleotide messenger RNA. It is a transcript of the gene TNNI1, whose product is annotated as troponin I1, slow skeletal type. NCBI's taxonomy places the organism in Eukaryota, Metazoa, Chordata, Mammalia, Artiodactyla, Delphinidae. The transcript is spliced from 6 exons. Gene Ontology annotation, cellular component: troponin complex. Gene Ontology annotation, biological process: skeletal muscle contraction; cardiac muscle contraction. The coding region runs from base 152 to 652 and encodes 166 amino acids. The record is from RefSeq and is a predicted model, not a curated record.
AUUUCUGGUUCUAUGGUGACAGGCUGGCGCUCAUCCCGGCCUGGUCCAGAUUUCUGGUUCUAUAGCCGCCACCUCACCCAUAUCUCCUCCUCUUUCUCCUCAGAGAAAACCCAAGAUUACUGCCUCCCGCAAACUCCUGCUGAAGAGCCUGAUGCUGGCCAAGGCCAAGGAGUGCUGGGAGCAAGAGCACGAGGCGCGGGAGGCCGAGAAGAGUCGCUACCUGGCCGAGCGCAUCCCCGCGCUGCAGACCCGAGGCCUGUCGCUCAGCGCCCUGCAGGACCUGUGCCGGGACCUGCACGCCAAGGUGGAGGUGGUGGAUGAGGAGAGAUAUGACAUCGAGGCCAAAUGCCUGCACAACACCAGGGAGAUCAAGGACCUGAAGCUCAAGGUGCUGGACCUGCGCGGGAAGUUCAAGCGCCCCCCCCUGCGGCGCGUCCGCGUCUCGGCCGACGCCAUGCUGCGCGCCCUGCUGGGCUCCAAGCACAAGGUGUCCAUGGACCUGCGCGCCAACCUCAAGUCUGUGAAAAAGGAGGACACGGAGAAGGAGCGGCCCGUGGAGGUGGGCGACUGGAGGAAGAACGUGGAGGCCAUGUCCGGGAUGGAGGGCCGCAAGAAGAUGUUCGACGCUGCUAAGUCCCCGACCUCCCAGUAGAGGCAGCUGGCCAAACUGUGCUCCGGGUGCCCUGCCUGCUCCUUCCUGCAGCCCCGCCUGCCGGCCUCUCAGCAUACCCCCCUGCACUGCAGAGCGCGCCCCCUGCUCCCACGUCUCCCCUCCAGCCUGAGCGCCUUCCGGCGGGACUGGGAUUAACAGACACAGAGGGGAGGAACGGCAGCGUCUGAAGACAUCGCCUGGCUGGCGGGUGGGCUCCCUGGGGCUCCGGCCGCUGUGGGGCAACCAGGCCUCGAGGAGGCAUGCACCCUCCACUCUGUAUGUCAAGCGCCCGCGGGCGUCACAGCCUCUCCAUUAAAACCAGUGUCCUGCU